Molecule: messenger RNA, 747 nt
Organism: Chondrus crispus (carragheen)
Lineage: Eukaryota; Rhodophyta; Florideophyceae; Gigartinales; Gigartinaceae
Exons: 1
Coding region: 1-747 (248 amino acids)
Source: RefSeq, a predicted model, not a curated record
AUGGAUGGUAUUUGUAGCCCCAGAAGGAGUCAUGGUGACUUCGAGAGCGGUCACGGAGAGACAGCAAAUGUUGUAGAACAGAAGGAAGACUCGCUAGUAAGGUCUGGAAGAAGCAAUGGUUGUGGGCGUGGCGUGGCAAGGGACGGGCAUUGUGUGUGCCCUAUUGACUAUUUUGGCGAACGCUGCGAUCGGCCUCGUAAUUUUCAUUGUCACUUCUUGCGAGUGAUCCCUGCUAAAUGUGAUAUUGAGGCAAGUCCUAUGUUCGAUCCACGACUAGACGGAGAUGCCCCCUGCAUAUCCUAUUCUCGAGGUAGCGAUAAACCAUUAUUGCUAGGCUACAAACUGUCCUGCACUCUCAACACCUUGCUUAACGGGCCAGAAAAGCAGGCCGGCACAAUGCUGUUCAAAUACGUUCUGCAGAAGGAUACUCUUGACGAUGACAACUUGUUUGCACUCUCUGAGAUACCAGAAGACGAAGUUUUGUUCCGUCCUUUCAACUGGGAUAGACCAUUCUCAGAUCACAACUUUUCGGAAAGCGUGCGGGUGACGAAGGGAAUGUUGUUGGGAACGGAAGCCGUACGCUUUUCUGUGCCAGUGGCGGAUAUGCUUCGUGCAUCCCCCGGAUACAGUAGGGGCGGCCGCUUGUUUGCUGAGGUUCGCCUCCUCGGAAAGGGCGGUUCACGUAUCUCUACGGCUACUGAUUGUUGGCGAUGCAUCGGGAGAGCCUUUGUAGAGAUAUUUCCUUGA